This is a messenger RNA of Entelurus aequoreus (snake pipefish), 2635 nucleotides long. It is a transcript of the gene kif2a, whose product is annotated as kinesin family member 2a. Gene Ontology annotation, molecular function: microtubule binding; microtubule motor activity; ATP binding. Gene Ontology annotation, biological process: microtubule-based movement. The record is from RefSeq and is a predicted model, not a curated record. The coding region runs from base 191 to 2464 and encodes 757 amino acids. NCBI's taxonomy places the organism in Eukaryota, Metazoa, Chordata, Actinopteri, Syngnathiformes, Syngnathidae. The transcript has 22 exons.
GAAGAAAAAAAUACCAAGCGAGCGCUUUGUUUACUUCCGGGUUCUAACAGGAAGUACACCCGGUCUGCACCGGAAGUGGCCUGUAAGCUGGCGCUGCUGCGGGCAGGCUCCUCUCAAAAGGCGGCUUCUCCCACACCCUACAUUGCUACUAUUUGGCCGUCUGAGCGUUCAUUUGUACAGGGAAUGAAGAAUGGCCGUGGCGUUUGGGAAGCUUGCGGUUGGCACGUAUGUGGAAAUAAAGCGCAGCGACGGACGCAUACACGAGGCAAUGGUGACGUCCCUGAACGAGAACAAUGAGAGCGUCACAGUGGAGUGGAUAGAGAAUGGAGACACAAAAGGGAAAGAGAUUGAUUUGGAGAGUAUAUUUGCACUUAACCCAGAUGUGGGUCCAGAUGAAGAGAUUGUCCGGAGUCCGGAGACUCCGCCCCCAAUUACAGGCGUUAAGGUCAAUAAAAUAGCAAAGAAUCGUGGGACAAUAGCACCUUCAAAGAUUGACACUCCGUCCAGAGACAGUAGAGUGAUUCCGACGCAGGCCCGACCCCAUCCGUCUCAACAUGCUGAAUCAGCACUACCCCCUCCGUCCCAGCCGACUCAGCCCACGCAAGCUGCGACACAGCAGCAGCUUCAGAAUGAGUCUUUUCAUCAACCUCUAACCAGAAGGGAGAUUGGACAGCUUUCCAGGAGGAAGUCAAACUGCGUGAAGGAGGUGGAGAAGCUGCAGGAGAAACGGGAAAAGCGUCGGCUGCAGCAACAGGAGCUCAGGGAGAAAAGGGCUCAGGAGACGGACACAACCAUUCCUAAUUAUGAGAUCAUGUGCAUGAUUCGAGAUUUCCGUGCCAGCCUAGACUACCGACCUCUGACCACGGCAGAUCUGAUCGAAGAACACAGAAUAUGUGUGUGUGUGAGGAAGCGUCCACUGAACAAAAAAGAACUCACCAUGAAGGAUUUAGAUGUGAUCACAAUCCCCAGUAAGGAUGUGGUGAUGGUGCAUGAACCUAAGCAGAAGGUGGACCUGACGCGCUUCUUGGAGAAUCAGACCUUCCGCUUCGACUACGCCUUCGAUGACGCCACCAGUAACGAGAUGGUUUACAGGUUCACAGCAAGACCUUUAGUAGAGACCAUAUUUGAGAGGGGCAUGGCCACUUGCUUUGCCUAUGGCCAAACAGGAAGUGGUAAAACUCAUACAAUGGGUGGAGAUUUUUCUGGAAAAAACCAAGACUGUUCUAAAGGAAUCUAUGCACUGGCUGCUCGGGAUGUAUUUCUCAUGUUGAAGAAACCCAAUUACAAGAAAUUAGAACUACAAGUGUACGCAACCUUCUUUGAAAUCUACAGUGGAAAGGUGUUUGACCUGCUCAAUCGCAAAGCCAAACUGAGGGUGCUGGAGGACAAGAAACAACAAGUGCAAGUUGUGGGGCUUCAGGAGGAGGUGGUAAAGGGUACAGAGGAUGUAUUGAGACUCAUAGAAGUGGGCAACAGCUGCAGGACAUCGGGGCAGACAUCUGCCAACGCUCACUCGUCUCGCAGCCACGCUGUCUUCCAGAUCAUUCUUCGGCGGAAGGGCAAGAUGCACGGCAAGUUCUCCCUCAUCGACUUGGCCGGAAAUGAGAGAGGCGCCGAUACUUCCAGCGCCGACCGCCAGACUCGCUUAGAGGGAGCGGAGAUUAACAAAAGCCUGCUCGCCCUCAAGGAGUGCAUCAGGGCUCUGGGCCGUAACAAACCACACACUCCAUUCCGAGCUAGUAAGCUCACGCAGGUCCUACGAGACUCCUUCAUCGGUGAAAAUUCACGCACGUGCAUGAUUGCAACAAUCUCCCCCGGCAUGACAUCCUGCGAGAAUACCCUCAACACGCUGCGCUACGCCAACAGAGUGAAGGAGUUUGGAAUUAGUCCGUCAGACAUCCCCUUCUCUCAAGGUGGUCAGGGGAGUCGCCCUGAGCACUCCCCCACCAAUACCUUUGACUUUGAUGACUUUGCUGCUACUCCCCCCGGCAGGGUGAAGGAGCUCACCGUGGACACCAACCAGGUGAUGGAGGGAGGCCGUGCUAACAUCCAUGUUGUCAACCAGCUGGACUUUUUAGAAGAGGAGUGGCAGAACAGUUCUCCACAGAGAGACGACCUCAAACUGCUCUGUGAGCAGAAUGAGGAGGAGGUGUCCCCGCAGCUCUUCUCCUUCCACGAGGCUGUAUCUCAGUUGGUGGAGAUGGAGGAGCAAGUCUUGGAGGAUCAUCGUGCUGUUUUCCAGGAGUCCAUCAGGUGGCUGGAGGACGAGAAGGUGCUGCUAGAGAUGACAGAAGAGGUGGACUACGACGUGGAGUCGUACGCCACCCAGCUGGAGAAGAUCUUGGACCAGAAGAUAGACAUCCUGACCGAACUUCGAGAUAAAGUGAAGUCUUUCCGGUGUGCUCUCCAAGAGGAGGAGAAGGCCAGCAAGCAGAUUGACCCCAAGAGGCCACGUGCUCUUUAGAGACUGAUGAGGAUGCAGGAAGUCCACCACUAGAUGUUUGCCUGUGAAAGCACAAAUUUAAAAAAAAAAAAAAGGACUGAUGUUGGAACAGGCUGAAACAUUUGCAGCGGUUGUGAUCCUUAUCAAUAGAAGAUGGCAGGAAAUAAAGGAAAAUAGUUGUUUUCUUUCUGA